Molecule: messenger RNA, 849 nt
Organism: Colletotrichum gloeosporioides
Lineage: Eukaryota; Fungi; Ascomycota; Sordariomycetes; Glomerellales; Glomerellaceae
Exons: 2
Coding region: 1-849 (282 amino acids)
Source: RefSeq, a predicted model, not a curated record
AUGUAUUCGACUCCCGAGGAGAUUGAUGCCGCCGUCGCAGCCUAUAGAUCCCACAUCUCGAACCGCAAUCGUCGUGCUGUCCAAGUUUACGUAUCGCUGGUCUCCGACGCAGAUUUCGAAGAAGGGGAUGACGAGGGGGAUGAAGACAUCAACGACGUGCGCAUACAGAGCUUAUGGCCCAUAUUUGACAACCGGCUCGGGACUUUCGUCUCCACACCAUCUCAAAUCCUCACCCGCUGGGACGAACUAUGCUCCAUCUACGAUAUGGACGGUACAGGCGGACGCGUGCCUUCCGAAGAGGAGAAAGCUCUUCUCGAGGACUACUUCUUGGCAAUGGAACAAGACUUGAAGAGGUCAUGUCGGGAGGAGGUACGACAGACAAUUAAAUUUCCUGAAGAGUUCCGCCUGCUGGCGAAACAAGUUCAAGCGCUUACCGGGCCCGGCAUGACGGAGUAUAAGUCGAAGUACCAAGCAUCCUUUUGGACCGGGCCGUGGAUUCCGACUGCUGAGACCGAAAAUCAUCUUCCCAACAUAAUCAAGAGUCCCGAGUGGCUGGAGGAGAAUGUGGUUAGCUUUUGUUGGGACGUUGCCGCGGGAUGGGAAUCGGGCGUUGGCUAUGACUGUUGGUCCUACGUUGUCUACUGUCGGAGGGCUGCCGAGAAUGACGAAGCCAGCGCUUGCGCCGAGCCAUGGGCCUGGAGGUACAUGCUGAAUGACAUCUACGGCCAAGAAGUUUUCAAUACCAUUCCAGAGUUGUUGGCGUGGUAUUACCGUUAUCGUGAGAGGUCAUUGCCUGAUGCGUCUAGCAUGACGGGAUAUGAGAUUCUGACUGGCAAAGUCCUCAGUUAA